AUGGAGCAAACUAUGAUCGAUGCGAACGCGAAACGGCGCAUUCAUCCCGGCACCAAGGCUGCGGACAUGGCUGCUGGACCACCGCUGAUUCCGCUUAACGAGCUCGACUCGGCUUUCCAGCUACAGGAGCACCUCGCAGCCCUCCACUAUUACCACACUGGCAGUAACACCCAGCCCGUGAGCCGCGACGCCGCCAGGCUGCUGGCCACGCCCCCGCCCUCGAUCGACCGCAACCUAUGGCUGUACGAGCUCUGCCGGUUCCUAAUCGCGCAGUGCAACAGCCUAAUCGUGGGCUUCCUCUUCGACACGCCGCCCUGCAGCGCCGCGACCUGCCCGGAGAUGCGCGCCUCCGAGUGGCAGUUCCUGUGCGCCGUGCACGACCAGCCCAAGUCGUGCUGCGCCAUCGACUACUGCUGCCACACGCUCGACUGGGCCGCCAACGUCGUCACCAACCCCAAGCUCUUCCCCAGCCGCUUCGUCGCCCUGUCCGCGACCGACGGCCAGCACGGCGACAGGAGUGCCGCGCUUAAGAACCUCGUCAACGUCUUCCGCCGCCUGCACCGCAUCUUCGCCCACGCCUGGUUCCAGCACCGCGGCGUCUUCUGGUCCGUCGAGGGCCAGACCGGUCUGUACGUGCUGUUCAAGACGGUCUGCGACCUGUACGACCUGCUGCCGGCCGAGAACUACAAGCUACCCCCGGAGGCUGAGGGCUUGGAGGCCCCUGGCUCGUCCGAGGCGGACCGCAAACCCCAGCCGACCCAGAUCGUCAGCAGUAGGUCUACACAGCGAGUGGGUGAGGAGGGCGAUGAGAACUUUGCGCCAGUGGGUCGGACGAACACGCGGCGGCAUAUCCGUAGCAAUCCGUCGACGGGUAGCGCUGUCACAACGGUCAUGGAGGCAGAUGAGGAUGAUAGCGGUGAUGUGACUAGGCAGAUGCGAGGGAUGCACAUCUCAGCACCCGAGAUCGUUGAAGAGGAGUCAGAGGUUGCCGAGGUCCCUGUCAUUGUUGAGCAUGGCAUGAUGGACGAUGCAACGACGCCACUGGCUAAGGAGGACGAGCCCGCAAAGGAGACCCUUGAGGAGCAGGCGGAGCCGGGCGAGAAUAUCACUAUCCUCGAAAGAGAGCACGAGGAGUCCAGCGAAAACAAAUCAGUGGAGGCCAAAGAGGACGCUCCGGCUGUCGACGCCAGGGAAAUCGAAGCCACGCCGGAAUCUCAGGAGGAUGUCACAGCGCAGUCAGAACCGUUGCAGACAUUGUCUGAAGGCAAAGACGGUGGCGAGGCCGCCUCAACAAGCACGCAUGACUUCGCCGAACAAAAGGCUGAAACGGCUACAGAUGAUCUACCUGAACCUGCGCCGACACCAGUGACAGCGCAAGAGAAAGCGGAGUCGGGUGAGACCGUUGAAGCCAAGGAAGGCGCGAGCAACAAUUGA
Molecule: messenger RNA, 1434 nt
Organism: Phaeoacremonium minimum UCRPA7
Lineage: Eukaryota; Fungi; Ascomycota; Sordariomycetes; Togniniales; Togniniaceae
Product: putative mob1 family protein
Exons: 2
Coding region: 1-1434 (477 amino acids)
Cellular component (GO): cytoplasm
Source: RefSeq, a predicted model, not a curated record